AUGCAGCCACAAGAAAAAAAGGAAGCUCACUUCAUCACUAGAAUCCCCAAAUACUAUCCCGUGGAUUAUAACCAGUGGCAGCAGUCAAAGAAGAAGCCCAGGUUGAACCUUCCUCAGAUUAAAGUUGCCUCAGGAAAUUGGAUGUCAAGGAGGAAGGCCAGUCCUAGACCAGAGUUUACCAGGACAAAAUUCACAACAAAGGAGGCAGCUGUCUCUAAUGCAGUGAAGAACCAGCAGCAAAAGAUAAUUGGGAAUGAGAUGGAUCUGGAGAAAAUCCAAGCUGAUAUCCGAAUACUAAGAGCAAUGCUUAAGUUCAGGAGGGCCUCACUAGACGAACUUAAAAAGCAUGUUACGUCCCUCACUAUCAGCAACCAGCAGCUGGCAAAAAAGAUCCAGGACAUAGAAGCCGUCACUGCAGAGAAAGUGCGGAAGCUUCUACAGCAGCAGGACAUGUUUGGGACUGUCAUUGGCACUCUAGAGGACGCAAACCACAAGCAAAUGCAAGAAAUGAAGAGCAAGCUAGAGAAGUGGUCGGCACAGGCAAAGGUCAAAGUGAAUGACCUGGAGCAGCAGCUGACAAAAGUGAAAACGAACAUUCGUAAGGCCCAAGAUGAACUGAAUUUCCUGACCACCUACAUGGACCAGGAGUAUCCAGUUAAGUCUGUGCAGAUUGCCGACCUCAUGCGUCAGAUCCAGGAGAUGAAAAAUAGCAAUGAGGAUGAACUAGAGGAGUUGCAGGAGAUAUGCAAGGAUGUGCUUCAGACAUUGUCAAAGAAGCUGAUGGUGAAGACAGAGAAAAUCUUAUAUGUCAUGGCCAAGAGAACCAUCCUUCCCUAUCAGGCUGCUCUUAUGAGGAAGACUCUAAGUAACCAGCGACUCUUGAAGCAGAUAGUCCAAUUCAGAGUGCACAUUGACCGUAUGAAGAAGGAACUUCCCAGGCUAAAGGGCCAGGUACGGGACCUCCAGAUGCAGAGGAAGGACCCACGGGAGGUGGUCUUUGCCAGUGUCCUGCUUCGGAAACCCAACACUGGAACUUCAGCCUCUCCCUGGCAUAACCAGGUACAAAACCAGUCCCUGUGGUGCCCAUUGUCAGACGGACAAGGGAGAAGUUCAAGGAAGCUGACUUCAGUGAUCUGUUUAAGAUUGUUGUCUAAGGCUAGUGUUUCCUAA
Messenger RNA from Vombatus ursinus (common wombat), 1170 nucleotides. RefSeq lists its product as uncharacterized. The transcript is spliced from 11 exons. The coding region runs from base 1 to 1170 and encodes 389 amino acids. The record is from RefSeq and is a predicted model, not a curated record. Lineage: Eukaryota; Metazoa; Chordata; Mammalia; Diprotodontia; Vombatidae.